CCAGUCGCACGCCUCGUGUCGUUCCAUUGAGAUAUAUAUAUAAUAAUCGACCGUCCGCGUACGAACAAAUAACGCGUCGAAUAAGCUCGCCACUCGAGAUUAACUUGUGAAAGAUGGCUGAGAAAUUCAGAGUUUGCAUCAUCGGCUCCGGCAACUGGGGCUCGGCGAUCGCCAAAAUUGUCGGUAAAAAUGCAGCAGCGCACGAUCACUUCGAGGAUCGCGUCACCAUGUACGUGUACGAGGAGAUCAUCAAUGGCAGGAAGCUGACGGAAAUCAUCAACGAGAGCCACGAGAACAUCAAGUAUCUGCCAGGACACAAAAUACCCGAGAACGUCGAGGCAGUGCCAGACGUGGUGGAAGCAGCAAAGGACGCCGACAUUCUGAUUUUCGUGGUUCCUCAUCAGUUCAUCCGCAGGAUAUGCAGCACUCUGCUGGGCAAAAUCAAACCAGAUGCCAUUGGACUCUCGCUCAUCAAGGGUUUCGACAAGAAAGAGGGUGGUGGUAUAGAGCUCAUCUCUCACAUCAUCGCCAGAGAGCUUAACAUUCCAAUGGCCGUCCUUAUGGGAGCCAAUCUUGCGUCCGAAGUCGCCGACGAGAUGUUCUGUGAGACCACCAUUGGCUGUAAGGACAAGGCGAAAGCUCUAGUGCUGAGGGAUAUCAUUCAGACAUCUUACUUCCGAGUAGUGGUGGUUGCUGAUGUCGACUCAGUCGAGUGUUGCGGUGCUCUCAAGAACAUCGUAGCAUGUGGAGCUGGUUUUGUAGAUGGUCUCGGCCUGGGUGACAAUACAAAAGCGGCAGUUAUCAGGUUGGGUCUGAUGGAGAUGAUUAAGUUUGUGGAUGUCUUUUUUCCUGGCGGUAAACUUGCAACCUUCUUCGAGAGUUGCGGUGUUGCCGAUCUAAUUACAACUUGCUACGGUGGUAGAAACCGUAAAGUCUCAGAAGCUUUCGUCAAAACCGGCAAGAGCAUCGAGGAGCUGGAAAAAGAAAUGUUGAACGGUCAAAAAUUGCAAGGACCCUUUACCGCCGAGGAGGUGAAUUACAUGCUGAAGGCCAGAAACAUGGAAAACCGUUUUCCACUUUUCACGGCGAUCCAUCGAAUUUGUGUAAACGAAUUAAAGGCGCAGGAUUUAAUCGACUGUAUUCGCAGCCAUCCAGAGCACAUGGAUGACUUGGACUUUGAGCAACAGCAACCCCAGCAAACCAAUUCACCAAAAAGUCACCUCUGAGGACUGUGGAGUAGACUCUAAAGAAAAAAUUGAAAAAUGUGUUCCAUUCGAAAAUAAUCGUCAUCAUCGCCAUAGCAUAUGCAUAGCAUGGGAAAGUGUCAUUGAAUCAAAGCCAAAGCUCACCAAUACAAGCCAUAAUACUAUCUAAUCAUCACUAUCAUCAUCCCUAGAGCUUAGCUGUUUCCAACUUACACACAUGGCAUCCAGUCAAUGUAUAGCAUCAGGGUACUUUGUUUAGUUUUACACUAUUCUUUUUUAAGUUUGUUACGUUUUUGACGAGCUUGAUGAGGUGUGGAUGUUUUUUUUUUCCUUAAAUUAUAGUUUUAUAACUGUUUUUCUAUAAUGGUUUCGGUGCAAAAGAAGCUGUUGUUACUCACAAAUACUUUCUUAUACUUUUUAAUUUCUAUUUCAUAAAUACCGGUUAGAUGAAA
This is a messenger RNA of Phymastichus coffea, 1657 nucleotides long. Its product is annotated as glycerol-3-phosphate dehydrogenase [NAD(+)], cytoplasmic-like. The transcript is spliced from 8 exons. Gene Ontology annotation, molecular function: protein homodimerization activity; glycerol-3-phosphate dehydrogenase [NAD(P)+] activity; NAD binding. NCBI's taxonomy places the organism in Eukaryota, Metazoa, Arthropoda, Insecta, Hymenoptera, Eulophidae. Gene Ontology annotation, cellular component: cytosol; glycerol-3-phosphate dehydrogenase (FAD) complex. Bases 114 to 1226 code for a protein of 370 amino acids. The record is from RefSeq and is a predicted model, not a curated record. Gene Ontology annotation, biological process: carbohydrate metabolic process; glycerol-3-phosphate catabolic process.